Octopus bimaculoides (California two-spot octopus) is the source of this 2050-nucleotide messenger RNA. RefSeq names its product F-box/LRR-repeat protein 6. NCBI's taxonomy places the organism in Eukaryota, Metazoa, Mollusca, Cephalopoda, Octopoda, Octopodidae. The record is from RefSeq and is a predicted model, not a curated record. Gene Ontology annotation, molecular function: protein binding.
AUGACUGUAGUUAGUCACUAUGAAAGUAGAUCCCUAUAUCCUAAGACUCUGUACAAUGGAAACCAAAAAAAAAAAAAAGAACAAGAAGAAAAAAAAAAGAGUGCCAUCUUGGUUACACAGUACACAGAAUGGCCAUCCAGUGAUGAUUCCUCGGACAAUGACUACAUACCAAUGGAUGACUCUGAUGAAGAACAGUUGGUAUUACGCAAAAAGAGACGACAGAAAGUGACAGAAGACAAAACCCCUGUUGUACACUUCUCUCAUAUCAAUGCUGUGCCUAUUGAUGUUUGGGUUGAGAUUUUCUCACGUUGUGUGGAAUUGGAAGGUGCCUUACCAUUUCUUGUCAGAGCUUCACAAGUUUGUAGAACGUGGUAUGAAGCUUCCAAGUGCUCAAGACUCUGGCAAAACAUUGACCUUGCAUAUGGCUGGAUAAAGUCUGUUGAUUCCACUUUGAAAUGGCUCAGUGAGAACCGUCUUCUACAAUGCAAGUCUCUUAACCUGAAUGGAUGGAAAAAUCUGACUGCCGAAGGAUUAAGAGCUGUUGCACUCAACUGCCCUAAUUUAGAAAACUUGGAUAUAUCAAAUACCACCAAAAAGCUAAAGAACGAAGGUAUAGAUGCUAUAACUCAGAACUGCCCUAAACUUUCUACAAUUAAUCUUCUAGAUUGCAAAGCUCUUGAAAAAAACCAUGUCCCAUUAGAAUCACUUCUGACAUAUUCAUCCAACAGCCUUACUCAUCUCCCUUUUGGUGGAAUUGCUGUCCAACAGCAGAAGAUUAAUGAGUUGUUCAAUACUCAACUUAUCAACUGUCACAAUCUUGAGGUUUUAGAGCUCAUUAAUAUUUCCUGUACUCGGCUCAACAUUGAUAUAGAGAAAUUCCAAAUUUCACUUCGCAAACUGUCCAAACUUGUCAUUAUAAAAUGUCCACUUGUGUCUCCCAAAAUUACAAAAUUACAAAUGGAAGAAUCAGUUGGGUUCCCGAUGCUAAAACACCUUUCUUUAAGUUUGUCUGACAAAAGUUCAGUGUUGACUGAAACAGCUCAUAAUAUUUUGAAAAGAUUACUAAAGAACUCACAUAACCUGGAAAUCCUUGAACUUGAUCAGUUCUGCAAAAUCACACCGGAAGUAAUUAAUUAUGUUAUGUCUGAUAAACUUAAAUUCCUGCGGUUGUCCAGGAACGCCAUUAUUCAAGAUGUUUCAUUAGUUCAGUUCUCCUCGACUUUGGAAGGCUUGGAUCUAUCAGAUAUUGAACCUCGUCAUCGAGUAAAUGAAUUACUAAGUGGUUUAGUCCAGCCUCCUGGAUCUCAAUUAUCUCGAUUAGAUGUCUUUAACUCUCAGAUUUCUCUUGAAGUUCUCCAGUUACUCCUCAAGAAGCUACAACAUAUGAAAUACCUCAACAUUUCUUAUUGCCGUGAGUUACCCAGAGGAAUUAAGCGACUUCUUAUUGAUAAAGAAAUUCAAGACUUACGCAAGAGACUUCUUUGAGAUUUUCAUGCUGUAUACGCAUAAAUAUAUAUGCUGGCAUGUUGACAGGAAAUCCUCGCAUACAUUCCUCAUUAUUUUACAGAAUGUUCUAGUUGUGGUAUCAUUAUUAAAGAAAUUGUAAUGUCUUUGAUGUGUCGAAACACAACAAAAAUGUGUAAUGUCUUUGAUGAGAUACAACACAUCAAAAAAGCAUCAACUAGUCUGGCCAAAGGCAAGCCAGAAUUUCUUGUGUUAUCACGACAAAACAUACUGAGUAGAUUCAUCCAAGUGAUUGGCAAUGGGAGCAUUCACCCAUAGAAGACAUUCUAAAAAAUGGAACAGACGUGACUUCGAACAAGCACUGGCUUGGUCCCUACCUGACUCAUUUGCUCCAUGCCUUAAUAGAAAAGCAGAUGUAAAAUGGUGAUGACUUCGCUCCAUGCCUUAAUAGAAAAGCAGAUGUAAAAUGGUGAUGACUUCAAUAUGCUUACAAUAGCAGAAACACAUAUAUGUAUCUGCAUAUAAACAUAACUGAUUUGCAGAGAAUAUUGUCAGCCUAGAAGCUUUCGUUAAUGUCUUCAGCUGC